Messenger RNA from Botrytis sinoallii, 1593 nucleotides. RefSeq lists its product as uncharacterized. Lineage: Eukaryota; Fungi; Ascomycota; Leotiomycetes; Helotiales; Sclerotiniaceae. The record is from RefSeq and is a predicted model, not a curated record. The transcript has 2 exons. The coding region runs from base 1 to 1593 and encodes 530 amino acids.
AUGAGCUUCCUCAGAUGGCUCAGGACUGCCAUUUCGCCUGCUGAGACUUGUGCAACAGUGUCUCAGUACAGCAGUACGACUUCAACCCACUCACCCACGCCAGAUGCAAACACGAACGAAAUUAGCCCCGAUCAGUGUAGCGCGAAGCUCGACUUUUCCCAAAGCCUAGAUAAUCAAGCAGUUGCUGAUACAGAACAUCACACAAGUGAAGACAAUGACGAUGAACAUACUACGGAGCCCAAACGCGUCCAAAGUCCAAAUGCUCAACUUGUGGACAGAAAACAUAUAAUUCAGAAUAAUUCCAAUCGGCGUACCGUAAACUAUAACCCUAGCUUUCAAGACAAAUUUGCCAAAAUUGUACUGGCAGAUGAUGACGUUCCUCUUCUCCAGGUUACCGAAUAUAUCAAGAGUUGUGACGUUCCUGAUACUCAGAAGCAUUUAUUCGUACAGGAAAGUAAAAAGGUGGUGAUGAUGGCAAAGCUUUCGGAUAUGGACUGGGACAAGCUUGUGACAAGCCUUCAGGGGCUUGAGGAAGAAAUGAAAUAUUACCGAGCGGUCAAUUUAACAAAGAAAGAUGUAGAGGAGCUGAGCCGGGAAUUCUCAGAAUUUGCCAAAAUGAACUCUUACUCACGAAAAAAGAUGAGAUCAGUGCAAAAAAGGCUCCGAGGGACAUCUGAGCGAAAAGUUGCUAUCCGAAAUUACUUCUACAGCCGACUUGACUACUUCAAGAAAAGCGUUUUCAAUAUGAACUUUGCUAAAUGCUUUAUUCUGCGACGCACAGAACGAGAAGUUUGUCGAGCCUUGAAUGCUGAGAUGAUCGCACGCCGCAUCAGGUAUGACGACCUGCGUCACCCUCGGAGGAUAAGUCCAGAUCCUGAGCUUUUGUCCAGGGAUAUCAUGCUGGCUUUGGAGGUACUAAAGAGCAGUAGGACUAUCGAGACACCUCAAUGCACUUUAUCAUUCAUGAGAUGCUUUGGUGUUAGUAUGAUGCCAUGUGGGUUGCUUGGCCGUUGUAAUGACGGGGAGGUCCGCACUACAUCAACCUUCUUCACAGAUGAGCCCUCGAGCCAGAGCACCCUCACUGUUACCAUGGAUGAGCCGGCUAUCGAUACCAGCCAUACACCGAUAGUCAUCAAGUCUUCUACCAGAAGCAAUAUCACCACCAUCGACUCAGACAGUGAUGGAGAGAUCUUAACAAUUGUGAAACCGAUAUCACAGAAGCGUAAAUCUGUCAUCAAGGAGACUCCGGUAGGAAAGAAAGCGGAAAAAGGAUACGAAUUAAGAAGAAAACGAAUACUGGCGAGGGAUGAAAUCGAAAAAAGAGACGUCAAAGAAAAUGAAAGUGGAAGUGAGAGUGAAAAUGAGAGUAUUAUUGUGGUUGAAAAUAGGAGAGUCAUCAAAACUAAAGAUGGCAGUGGGGAUGAGAUUGAGAGUGUUAUCAAGGUGGAAAAUGAGAGAGUCAUCAAGAUUGAGGAUGACAGUGAAGGACAAAAGGAGAGGGCGAUCAAGAUUGAAGAUGACAGCGAGAGAGAGAAAGAAAUUUACAACAAAAUCGAAGGAGACAAAGCUGGAACUCCUAAGCCAAGUCUCUAA